AUGACCCCGGCCGAGGAGCGAAAACUCGUUCGAAAGAUUGACCUGCAUAUGAUGCCCUUAAUGUUCGUUCUAUACCUCCUUCAGUAUCUUGACAAGACGUCCCUUGGCUACACUGCAAUCAUGGGUAUCUUGCAGGAUGCAAACCUUAGUGGCAAUCAAUACUCCUGGGUAUCUAGCUUCUUUUAUGUGGGAUUCCUCGUUGCUAGUCCUCUUUCUUCAAUUCUCUUGGUCAAAUUCCCAGUGGCCAAAGUCGUCGUCUUGACUGUACUCAUUUGGGCAGGCAUCCAGAUGGUUAUGGCUGCUGGUAAGAGCUUUGCCAGUCUGGCUGUUUUGCGUAUCCUACUCGGUGCUUUUGAGGCUGCUAUUGGCCCAGGCUUUACAAUCAUCACGUCCACUUGGUACAAACCCUCUGAACAUGCCUUGCGUCACGGUCUCUGGUAUGGCGGAGCUAGUGUAUGUGAGGGCAUGAUUCAGGCAAGGGAUAAUGUGUGGUUCAAGAGCUAA
This is a messenger RNA of Fusarium musae, 504 nucleotides long. RefSeq lists its product as uncharacterized. The record is from RefSeq and is a predicted model, not a curated record. Gene Ontology annotation, molecular function: allantoate transmembrane transporter activity; dipeptide transmembrane transporter activity. The transcript has 5 exons. Gene Ontology annotation, cellular component: plasma membrane. Lineage: Eukaryota; Fungi; Ascomycota; Sordariomycetes; Hypocreales; Nectriaceae. Gene Ontology annotation, biological process: transmembrane transport; tripeptide transport; dipeptide transport. Bases 1 to 504 code for a protein of 167 amino acids.